UUGACUAAUCCAGUUUUCCACCAUUCUACUUUUUACUGCUUACACAGUCAAAAAACUACCUCUCAGAAACCAUCAAUCUUAAAUUUGUAAAAAAAUGUUUUAUUCCAGUGAGUUAACCCACUGGCAUUCCUGUAAAAUUAGCCUAAAAUGCCUAAAAAAGGCAUACCCAAGGUAAAUUGCAUGCUGUUCUUGAACCAUGUGGAGUAUAUGCAUGGUUUUUAUCUCUUUUGAAAGGUAUAGUUACUGCAGGCGCUAACACGUUAAUGUCUAAAGAGCCAGAACAACUUUUAAGAUCAUAACUAGUGUGCGUGUGAACUAGUAGGGUGGUCAAACUCUCUCGUGGGAGGAUUCACAAACCAGCUUCAGUGUUAUCAGCAGAUAGUCUUAUUAGAUCAGAGUUUUCGCUGAACAACUGAAGAAAAUGUUUCACACGCUUGUUUUGUUCUGUUUGUGUGGUCUAAUUGGUAAGUUAUACAUGCAUUUUUAAGCUUCAUUUAUUUCUGUUUUGAGUUAAAAAAAGAAGAUGCUUCUACUGUUCAAAUGAAAAGAUUUGUGUUUGUAAAUGUCACAAUUAUUAUUGUGAGAUUUAGAGUACUUUUGAUUCAGUUCUCUUUUCAGUAUGCGUGAUAUAAUGAGCCAAACAUAAAAAUACGAAACUAGUACGUUUCUAGCAGAAUUAAACUUAGUUUACUCAUCUGUCUUUGCUGUUGUUAAAUGUUUGUGGCUUUGUAAACCAACAAGAGUAUUAAUCUGUGUAAAUCUAUUCUCCAGGGGUGUUUGGUGAUUCAGUGUCAGUGAUGGAGGGAGAUUCUGUUACUUUAGACACUGAUAUUACUGAAAUACAUGAAGACGAUGAUAUACUGUGGAAAUUUGGAGCUGAAAAGCAUGUUAUAGCUGAAAUCAGUAAAGAUUCUGGAAUCUUCUCCACAUAUAAUGGUACUGAUGGCAGAUUCAGAGACAGACUGAAGCUGGACAAUCAAACCGGAUCUCUGACCAUCACAAACAUCACAACUGAACAUAAUGGAGUUUAUAAACUGGUUAUAAGUGGAGUGAAACUGACAUCAAAAACAUUCAAUGUUUCUGUCUAUGCUCAUCUGCCUGUUCCUGUCAUUAUCAGUAACUCUUCACAAUGUUCUUCAUCAUCAUCAUCAUCAUCAUCAUCAAAUUGUUCAUUGGUGUGUUCAGCUGUGAAUGUGUGUCAUGUGACUCUCUCCUGGUACAAAGGAAACAGUUUAUUGUCCAGCAUCAGUGUGUCUGAUCUCAGCAUCAGUCUCUCUCUACCUCUGGAGGUGGAAUAUCAGGAUAAAAACACCUACAGCUGUGUGCUGAACAAUCCCAUCAGCAACCAGACUCAACAUCUGGACAUCACUCAACUCUGUCACACACGUGCAGGUACGAUCAAGGUCUAUCUUUAUUGUACAUAG
This is a messenger RNA of Megalobrama amblycephala (Wuchang bream), 1424 nucleotides long. RefSeq names its product SLAM family member 9-like. NCBI's taxonomy places the organism in Eukaryota, Metazoa, Chordata, Actinopteri, Cypriniformes, Xenocyprididae. The transcript is spliced from 3 exons. The coding region runs from base 798 to 1424 and encodes 208 amino acids. The record is from RefSeq and is a predicted model, not a curated record.